AUGUCGUCUCAGGAUGGAUCUGUCUCGUCUAGCGACACGGCAGAAGGUGGCCGUGUCGUUGAUAGGGACAAGCUUAACCAUUCAAUAGCCGACUAUGGCUACGAAACUGAUAGCAGCGCCUCUGAGCAGUCUACAACUGGUAACGUACUCUCGGAAGAGCCUCCGUCCUUAGAGAAGCAACCGCAAUCUAUUAUUGCACGAGCCUACCAAAUAGAGAUGUUUCAUGCUAGUAUGCAGCAGAACAUUAUAGUCUCUAUGGAUACUGGCAGUGGGAAAACUCAAGUUGCUGUGCUUCGAAUCCGAGCUGAACUCGAACGUACAGCACCGGAAAAGCGAGUUUGGUUUCUUGCUCCGACUGUUGCGCUUUGUGCACAGCAGCAUGAGAUUAUCCGCUCACAGAUCAAAGUUGCCAACUCCAUCGUUAUAACCGGCGAUGAUAACGUCGAUUCGUGGUCAGACAUCCAGACUUGGGAUGCUGUCUUGAAGAAUGUAAGAGUGGUGGUCUGUACUUAUAGGAUAUUGCUUGAUGCUUUGAGCCAUGCUUUUGUCACCAUGGAUUCCAUUUCACUCCUGGUUCUGGAUGAAGCCCACAACUGCACCGGCAAAUUCCCUGGGCGCUUGAUAAUGACAGAGUUCUACAUACCGCGCAAAUCCGCAGGAGAUCAUGUUCCUCACAUCCUGGGACUUACUGCUAGCCCGGUCAUGAGAUCGGACCUAUCAUCGAUGGAAGACCUGGAGAGUUCACUGGACUCGGUCUGUCGUGGCCCCACCUUGCAAAGGGAGGAGCUUCUCGCCAACGUCCACCAGCCAACAAUGACGGUAGCCACUUACAAAGAGGGCGAUCUGAGGUCGCCCGUUCAGUAUACGCGGAAUAUGAGUGGUCUCCACCUAGCAUUCGCGAAUCUCGACAUAGCCGAGGACCCUUACGUCCUUCAUCUUAUGGGCCAAAGAACUGCGAGAAGUCUGAGAGAACUGGAUAGGGUCUUGAAAAAGCUUGAUACCUACACCCAAAAUCAAAUGCGUGCUCUGCAACGAAGGAGCUCAUCCCUGUUUCGUGAACUAGGGCAAUGGGCUGUCGACAGCUACAUCUACAACGUCGUUCAGAAAGUAUCUGAUUUGAAUUCUCAAAGCAGUUGGUCGGGAGGCUGGCUUGAUGACGAACGAAGAUAUCUCCAUCGGGCGAUUCAAGAAAUCAAUGCGCUACCGGUAGCCAUACCAACGCCAACACCUGAAAUGACUUCCAACAAGGUUCAAGUCCUCCUCCGGAUUUUGCGCGGAUGUGAGGGUUCGCCAGUUGGAAUAAUAUUCGUCAAAGAGCGAGCCACUGCAGGGAUCCUAUCUCAGAUGUUGGUCACGAUUCCGGAUAUAAACGCACGAUUUAAGGUCGGCUGUAUGGUUGGAACAUCCAAAUACGGAUCCAGGAAGAAGAACAUACACGAAGUCCUUCAGCAAGGGGACGACUUGAUAUCCCUAGAGAAGUUUCGGUCCGGCGCCAUCAACCUUCUUGUGGCCACGAGUGUGUUAGAGGAGGGUAUCGACGUGCCUGCUUGCAACCUCGUCAUAUGUUUUGACAUGCCUGCAAAUCUGAAGUCAUUUAUACAGCGUCGAGGCCGUGCCCGGAGGCGGGAGUCCAAACUUCACCUUUUGAUCGAGGAGGAAUCGCAAGUGUCGGUUAAAGACUGGGGAGCAUUGGAGGCAGCGAUGAAACAGCGAUACGAAGAUGAUAUGCGGGAAUUGGAUCAUCUGGCCCAGGUGGAGGAGGAAGAUGAAAUGGAAGUGCCUCCGCUGCAUUCAAAGACGACAACGGCAAAAGUCACAGUCGACGAUGCAAAGGGUCACCUGGAACAUUUCUGCCGUGUUGUCACCGGCUCCCAGCAGUAUGUCGACGCAUCCCCAGAGUACUUGGUCGUCACCAAGACUACGGCGUUUGUUGGCGGUACGCCGAUUCCAAUUCUAGGUGCAACCGUGCUUUUGCCUGCCUCUCUGCCACCGAAGCUGAGAGAGGCACACAGCUCCCGAGAUUGGAUCUCAGAACGUAAUGCAAAGAAAGACGCUGCACUGCAAGCUUACAAGAUGCUUUACGAAGCCGGACUGAUCAACGAACAUCUUCUUCCUAUCCGCGAGUCUGAUUUUGCUGAUAGAGAGGUGGAUGGGAGACCUAGUCUCCUGAAGGUACAGGAACAGUGGAAUCCCUGGCUAUCCAUUGCCGAGGCAUGGGAGCCUGGAUCGUCAAACCCAACCGUUCACCGUCGACGCCUGCAACUUACCGAUCAAGACGGCAUGUUGAUGGGAGAGCUUGAUGCCCUACUUCCAGUACCUUUCCCGCCCAUAUCCCUUCUAAAGCUGUACUGGGCUCAACACUCGGAGCACCCGUGGAUGGUCAGCUUUGAUUCGGACCUGACCAUGUCAGGGCCCGGUAGCACAAACCCCACCUCCGAAAUCCAGUUGGCCCUGGAACAAACGCAAGUUUUGUUGGAUAUGGCUUUUGGCCAUCGCUUCUCAGUUUCUGAGCAAAGCAGAGCCCUUCGGUUUGUCUGGCCCAACAGGACCUUGAAGCUUCAGAUGAUAGGUGGUCAGCCGUUCUCGAGAGAGUUGGGCGAGGCUCACGGCGGUGAUUACAUUAUCAGAAGCUCUGGCCGGGAUCCGUAUAUAUACAAGUCAUGGACCCCAGUAAAACCACCCCUGGACCUUGUGCGAGGAUGCUGGAAGGCAAAACCUGACCAAGAGGAGCCACCAACGGAUGCUCCCUGGGUUGCUGUCAAAAGGUUACCCAAGAACUGCGGCUUCGUCAAGAACUCGGGGAUGCCCAUGGGGCUACCCAAGGAGCAGCAGGCUCCAGGCCAGAAAAGGUUUGACUACAUAAUACCCGAGCAGUUGUGUACAUUCGAUACCAUCCCUGCGACCUUGGUCCAGCUUGGUAUGCUUGUUCCAUCCAUCACUCAGGCCAUGGAGCCUUAUUUUGUCGCACAAGAACUACUACAGCGGACGGCAGUGGGGUCUCUGGAUUUUCAAGACAUUGACCUUGUUAUGAUGGCGAUUACUGCGUCCAGCGCGGGAGAGUUGACCAACUAUGAAAGAAUCGAGUUCUUGGGUGAUGCCGUAUUAAAGAUUGGGGCGGCAUUGACCUGCGCGGCGAACAAUUUACACUUUCCCGAAGGCUAUCUCAGCCUAUUGAAGGACAGGCUUGUCUCAAACUCCCGGCUAUGCAAGGCGGCUAUGGCCUUGGGCUUGGACGAGUUCAUUAUAACACGGCAGCACAGUCUCAAGCAAUGGAGAAAUAUGCUGAAGACUUCCGAGCCACCAAACAACCAGAGAAAAAUGUCAACCAAGACUCUCGCGGACGUAGUAGAAUCUCUUAUCGGAGCGGCGUACAUCGAGGGCGGUAUGAGCAAGGCGAUCCGUUGCAUUUCUUUGAUGAUCCCUAACGAACAUUGGAGAAGCUUUGAAGAAAGCCGUGCGGUUCUGUACCAAGCGGCGCUCAACGAUGUUCCCUUACCAUCAACGCUGGAGCCUUUGGAGGAUUUACUCGGCUACAGCUUCAACAAGAAGUCGCUACUCAUUGAAGCUGUCACGCACGCGUCAUACAACAUGCCCGGCUCAGCGGGCAGCUCCCUUGAGCGACUAGAGUUCUUGGGAGACAGCGUACUUGAUUUUGUUGUGGUGUCACGGCUAUUUUCUGUCAAUGACCCUGCCCCUAUUGAGCACUACAACAUGCACCUACUACGCACCGCAGUUGUCAAUGGUGAAUUCUUGGGCUUCCUGGCCAUGGAGUGGCGGUCGGCAGCGACUCAAAGAUCAGUAGUUGUCAAAACCGGCCAAGGUAUAGCCGACGAUCUCGAAACGGUCGAAACCCCAGGCCUGCCGCUCUUCAGCUUCCUACGACACAACGCGUCGGGGGACUGGGUUCGCGACCAACAGAUGGCAGAAGAGCGGCACGCCGAGAUGGCGCCGGGCAUUAGAGAUGCCCUGGAGCACGGGAAGCGGUACCCGUGGGAUCUGCUGGCGCGGCUGCACAUAAGCAAAGUCCACUCGGACGUGCUCGAGGCGGUCAUUGCUGCCGUCUGGGUCGACUCGGGGUCCAUGGAAGAAUGCGAGAAGCUCAUCGAGCGUGCAGGGAUAUUACGAUACCUAGACCGGGCACUCAGGGACGGGGUCAAAAUCUUGCACCCCAAAGAGGAGCUGGGCAGGGUGGCGCAGAGCAACAAGGUGGUCUACAAGGUCAGCAAGACCAGACGGGCAGCUGCAGCUGUGGGAGAUGAAGUCCCUGGCGAACUGGUAGAGGGUCAAGGUCCCGAGUUCCUCUGCAGUGUCGCGGUUGGUGAUAGGUGCGUUGCACGCGUUGGCGGAGCUGUCAACAAGAACGAGGCCAUGACCAAGGCUGCGCUGGAGGCUAUUCGGCUGUGGGAAGAAGCGGGUCGGUCGUGGGAUAAUGUUGGAGUAAUUUUGGAGGAUGGAGUUUAGAGGGAUAUAGCCUUGGAAUGAUUUGUGGAGCGAGGUGAGGGGAGGGAAACAAAGAUAACACAACACAAGCAUACUUGAGGAAGGGAAAUCGACCAUCUAGAUUAGGUAGUCUAGAUUGAUAGAAAGAAAAUCCUGCAGUGGU
Pyricularia grisea is the source of this 4603-nucleotide messenger RNA. RefSeq lists its product as uncharacterized. The record is from RefSeq and is a predicted model, not a curated record. Gene Ontology annotation, biological process: siRNA processing. Gene Ontology annotation, cellular component: RISC complex; cytoplasm; nucleus. The transcript is spliced from 3 exons. Gene Ontology annotation, molecular function: ATP binding; RNA binding; ribonuclease III activity. The coding region runs from base 1 to 4461 and encodes 1486 amino acids. Lineage: Eukaryota; Fungi; Ascomycota; Sordariomycetes; Magnaporthales; Pyriculariaceae.